AUGAGGCAAAAGGGCAUGGAAACCAACACCAUCUUACGUCCGAUGAGUGAAGGCAACAUCAUAUCUGAAGAGGGGGACUAUAGAACUGGAGGGAUGUAUAAGAACUAUGAAGAGACACACUCAAACAGCUCACAACACAUCUUCCCGCACUUCCAUCUUCACUACAUCAGAAAUCUUUCAAUCCACCAGGAGCUUUCAGUCUUAAACUUCAACAUGCACCUCUCCACCGCUAUUACCACCUUGUCCGCUUUCGCUGUCAUGAGCGCCAGCGUGAGUGCCUUCCAGGCCGACUUCGACACCUGGGACGUCCGAGGCUGCAUGGGCAGUGGUGAACCAGGACGCCUUAACCACUACCCCACGGUUAACAAGGACGUAUGCGGUGACCUACCCAAUGCUGCGAGCAUCAGAGUCAACUACUUAGAGGGCAACUGCCAAGUGAACCUUUACUCUGGAGACAGGUGCACUGGUGACUUUACCGUGUACAAGAAAGAGCCCAACUACAACCAGUCAUGCAAGAAUGUUGAUGGCAAAGUAAGCUACAAGGUUACUUGCUAG
Molecule: messenger RNA, 555 nt
Organism: Alternaria triticimaculans
Lineage: Eukaryota; Fungi; Ascomycota; Dothideomycetes; Pleosporales; Pleosporaceae
Exons: 3
Coding region: 1-555 (184 amino acids)
Source: RefSeq, a predicted model, not a curated record